CUUACGUUUGUUUGGACUGUUUCCCAAGUAUUGACAAUUAUUUGAAUAGAGGAUUCAGUAACCACUGCUUAACGAGGCUUGCUUCCUCAAAGUGUCAUUUGUUUGUAACUUUACGAAGAUACCAUGGACCAGGAUGUUUCCAAGACUGAUGACGAAGAAAUGUGGAAAGAUGUGGAAAAAUUGGGAAAAAGAUUUCAAAGCAAAGGAAAGCAAUGUAUAUUUCUGGCUGUUGGUGAAAAUGGUGAUGAUGUCCAGAGUUGGUGUACUGAAGCUGGUGUACAGUUCAUAACUCAAUAUCCUAAAUGGACCUCUAUGUUUCAAGAUUUCUGUUCUUAUUAUCAGACCAGUGCCUGUACCAAAAAGGGAGAUAAGCCAAUACUAGAUCAGUUACAGUUGAUAUCCAAUAGGGGAAAUGAAAGAACAAAAAAUGAUAAAAUGCCCAAUACAGAAAAUACAGUUGGUUCUGUGAUUACUUCCCAUGAUCAAACUGAAGACCAACUACUGACGCUCAAAAGCAAACAAGAAAGUACAAAUUCGGAUAAUGCAAAUGGGUCCAUGGAUGUCUUUGUUGGCCAAGAUUCAGACAACUUAGUAACUAUUGGUGAUGGACAAGAAAGGACAGAUACAGAAAAUGUAAAUAAGUCCAUAGUUGCCUUUGUUGGCAAAGAGACAGACCAUUUAGUAACUACUCUUAAUGGACAAGAAAGGACAGAUACAAUGUCUGAUACAAAUGAGAUGGAGUGUGGGAAUGAUGUUGAAGAUGAUGACACAGAUGAUUAUACUGUCAAUGAUGAUUUUGAUACUGAUACCAAUGUGAUUAAUCCUUCAAGUCAGAGCUCUGCAACAGGUAAAAUCUCAGAGAAAGUGACAGAAACAAAGAAGAGUGCAGAUAUAUUGAAAUUCAGAAAUUCUCCAAGACUAAGACAAUCUUCAAAAACAGGACAUAAAAAGACUUCAAACAAUAAAAAUAAUCCAAUAGUGCAUAAUAUCAGAACCAGAGGUUCUACCAAGGUCAACUUGUCUGAAAUAAAAGAUUGCCCGAAGAGGUCAAGAGGUCAAAUUGAAGAUAAAAUUCCCAAAUCCUUGACAUCCUGUGUAGUUAAACUUGAAAAUUUGUCGGAUGGGACUUUGAAGAAUGGGGAAGGAGUUGACAAAAUUUGUGAGAAUUUGUCAGUUUCAAAGAGAAGGAAAAGAAGUAAGGAUGGAAUUGAAAAAAGUUUGAAUGACGCAGAGAAUGAAUUGCAAGUAAAUAAUAGUUUUUCUAUAAGGGCCAGGAAGACAGCAGUAAAUAAGAAGGAUCAGAUCAAAACACUAACCAAUGAAUUCACAGACAUGUGCUCUACAAGGGCCAGAAAGUCAGCAGUAAACAAGCAGGAACAGAUGAACAUAAUACCGAAUGAAGAUCUUAAUGAAUACCUAAAUCGGAAAGAAUAUAUCUGUGGAGUAUGUUCAAACGAGUCUAGCAAUUCUUUCAGCUAUUACAACCACGUCAAGAACCACAGAAACUACCAGCUUUGCAAAGUUUGUGAUGUAAUGAUACCAUCUGGCUACGAGACCAUGGAAAAACACCGAAAGGAGGUCCAUAGUGAUGAUUUAUUCUUCAAAUGUCCCAAAUGUAACAAGAAAUUCAAAAGUAAACUUCAGUUGAAAACUCACUUCCCAUCUCACGAUUCUGAUGUUAAAUCUCUGGAUAGAGAUGCUAGUUUGUCUGACAAUAGUAAAGUAAUGGUUAUGUCUAAAGAGCAGGAGCGUUUGAGCAAGAUGCACCCAGAUUUGCAAGAGAUAACCAAAUAUUUAAAUCGGACUGAAUAUACAUGUAGUCUCUGUUCCCAUGAGUAUAACAAUUCUGUUAGCUACUACAAUCACAUAAGGUCUCACAAGGAUCACCAACUCUGUAAAGUGUGUGACAUGAUGAUUCCUUACGGUGCCGAAAGAAUGGAAAAGCACAGAAAGGAAAUUCACGGAGACGAUUUCUUCUUCAAAUGUCCAGACUGUGACAGGAAGUAUAAAAGUAAGCUUGGUCUGAAAACACACUUUAUUGUUCACCAUGCCGAUCAGUCGGCUCGAUUCACUUGCAGAAUCUGUAAAGCCGUGUAUGGGAAUGCCUCAAUGUUGAAACGACAUGAGAAGAUACACACAUUCGAACAUUCCUGCUUCAUUUGCCAAGAGAAAAUAGAAACAAAUUUGAAACUGAAGGAGCACAUGUUAGAAGCACAUUCUUUCCAUUUCUGUGUAACCUGUAGUCUGUACUUUGUUGACAGUUUGGAAUUAGAGGAGCAUGAACAAACUCACUUUAACUCAAAUUCAUCAGAUGAUGAUGAUCCCGCCACCAAUUCUACUUCCUUUGAAGAGAGUUCUUCCUCUAUGCCACUAUUAGAGAAAGAAAAUGUUUCUUCAGAGAUGGAACCAGUAGAAACUGCAAGUAACCAUAGCAACAUACAAGCAGUUGAUGUUGACAAGGAGAAAAUGUCCGCCGAGGCUGCAGAUACAGACACAGUAGCAAGUUUGAUAAUUGAUUUGACACCUGAGUGUUCUGAGGUUACCAUGGUUACAUCAGACAUGCCUGACAUCAGUGUAGAUGAAAAUAAUACAGCCUAUGAUGGAGUAGGCCAGAUUCAGCAGAAAUUUAAUAAUUUCGAUAAAAAAUGUAAAUUUUGCGGAAAGAGGUUCAAGCAUGGAAAUGCCUUAGUUAGGCAUGUAAAACUUCACAAUAACAAGGCUAAUUUCACCUGUGUCCAUUGUGGACAGGUUUGUAAAACUGAUGAGACAUACAAGCGCCAUCUCCUUGUGCACCUACCAAAUGAAGAGAAGCCUCAGCAUUGUGAGAAAUGUGGAAAAGGUUUCGCUACAUACUCUGCUCUGAAGAUCCACUCUUACACUCAUUUUGACAAAAAUCACUUCAUGUGUGAGUUUUGUGGAAAGGGUUACAGGGAUCCUAAAAUGCUGAAGAUCCACAGAAGAACACACACUGGUGAAUAUCCUUAUCAUUGUACCAUGUGUGAUAAAAAGUUCAGAAGCUGGGACCUGCUGGACAUGCAUAAGAUCACCCACAAAUCUCAACCUGAUGUCAUGUGUGAUGUAUGUGGGAAAACUUUCUCUCACCGUAUAAGAUUGGCUGCUCACAGAAAACGACACACAGAUGAGAAAAAACAUAAGUGUACUCUCUGUGUAAAACUAUUUAAAAGCCAAUACAACCUACAACAGCAUUGCAUUUCUAUGCAUAUAGAAUACGCCAAAAGUCGUGGGUGGAAAAUGCAUGAAUGCAAAGACUGCGGAAGACUUCUAGCAACAAAAGAGCGCUUCCGUCGCCAUGUAAGAAUUCAUACUGGAGAACGUCCAUUUGGAUGUGAAAUUUGUGCCAAGCGUUUUGCUGAAAAUGGAAACUUAAAAGCACACAUGAAAAUACACAAUGAUGAUAAACAGUUCCAGUGUACAUAUUGUUCCAAAAAGUUCAUACAUAAUCGUACAUUGAGAAAACAUCUUUUAAUCCAUGAAAAGCCUGUUCAGGAGGACACCUUUGUUAACCGGAGUCGAUACACCCCAGAUGAGCUACUAGCUAUAUCUAUUGUCGCUGACUCAAAUAAUUACGUAUUACAAAAUAAUCCAUCUAUUCCAGGACAACAAACAGUGACGGAAACUAGAAGUUAUAAUUUAGAGCUUAACAAAAAGCUUGAACAGAAAACUCAUGCAGCAGUUCAGUCUGAAGAUAAACUUGUCAUUCAACAUGCUCAGCAAGUAGACAUACCUGUCGAGGCCAUUCAGACUAAUGAUAGUGGUUUGAGGGAUAAAAUUAGACUUAUGUAUAACUGAUGUAAGGCCAUAAACUGGUUUAUACAUGUUAUAUGAAAGUAUAAUUAGUUGUCCAUUCUUGUUUGUCUUCUUCUUCUUUGGAGACUGGAGGGUCCGAUGGGGGUCCUUCAUUUCCGUAGUCUUUAAUUUGUUUGCUUAAUUUUCUCCAUUCUUUAUAUUUUCCCCCAUUAUUCUCCAUUUUUUUGUCUCGCCUUGACGGAGUCAAAAAGCGAGACAUAAGUAUGCUGUUUCCGGUGGCGUCAACAAUGUAUUAGUUUGUGAUUAGGUCUAGUUUAUGGUGAACCAUUGGUAGGUCAAUGAUAUUUGGUAUGCAGUUGUAUUAGCAUUGGCACAUCUCAUUACCAUGGAGAUUAUUUGGCCCCGCCACCUCAGUCAUGCUCUAUUGACUUUGAAACUUUGCUUAGUUUACAUGUAUUAGUUUGUGAUUAGGUCAGUUUAUGGGGAACCACUAGUGGUAGGUCAAUGAUAUUUGGUAUGCAUUUGUAUAAACAUUGGCAUAUAUCAUUUCCAGGGAGAUUAUUUGGCCCCGCCCCCUCAGUCAUGCUCUAUUGAGUUUGAAACUUUUGCUUAGUUUUCAUGUAUUAGUUAGUAUUAGGUCAGUUUAAGGGGAACCGUUAGUUGUAGGUCAAUGAUAAUUGGUAAGCAGUUGUAUAAGCAUUAGCACAUCUCAUUUCCAUGAAUAUUUGGUCCUUACCCCUUAGUCAUGGUCUAUUGACUUUGAAACUUUUGCUUAGUUUACAUGUAUUAGUUUGUGAUUAGGUCAGUUAAAGAUGAAACUCUAAUGUUAAGUUAAUGAUAUUUGAUAUGCAAAUGUAUUGGAAUUUGCCAGUUUCAUUUCCAUGGAGAUUAUAUAACCCCACCCCCUCAUUAUGGUUCAUCGACUUUUACAUAGUUUACAAGUUAAUGUUUGUGUUUAGCUUUGUUUAAAGGGAACAACUUAUGAAAAGUCAAUGUUAUUUGGUAUGCAGUUGUAUUAGCAUUGGCUCAUCUCAUUUCUAUGGAGAUGGUUUAGCCAUGUAACUUCAGUCAUGGUCCAUUGACUUUGAAUAUUUGCAGAACUUACAUGUUAAAGUAUUGCUAUUUUAAAUUCAACAUUUGCAUUAUCAAAAUAACAAAUAGGCGAGACAUAUCUCUGUGUAAACAGUUUAUUUUUAUUUUAGCACCUAAUUAUUCUCUAUUGAUAUUUUUGGGCCUAUCUUUCUCUAUUCUUUAUUUUUUUUACCAUUUUUCUGCAGAAUAAGCUCAUUAUUCAUUAUUCUUGUAACCCCAUCCAGACCCUCAGACUUGUGUUGGUGUAGUCUGUUGUACCAAUAUUAUUGUUUAAGAUUUGUUUAUUUGCAUUUGUUAAUAUUGCAUUGAUAGAUUGCUUGCUUACCAUGCUAACAGGGGAAAAUACACUGCUUAUAAAAACACCAUUGAAAACUGUGCAAUAAAUUGUAGUUUUAGUCACUCUCUCUCUCUCUAGUAAGAGUUGAAUAUUAUUUUCAUAGUUUAUAGUUAAAAUCAUAUCAUAUGUAAGAGGGUGUGGAUGGGGGUUACAGAAAAGAGAAUAAUGGGUAAAUAUAAAGAAUAGAGAAGAAUGGACCAAAAAUAUAAAGAAUAGAGAAGAAUGGACCAAAAAUAUAAAGAAUAGAGAAUAACAAGGUGCUAAAAUGUAAAGAAUAGAUAAAAAUAGUCUAAAAAAUUAAAGAAUACAGAAAUGAAGGACCCCCUUCCAGACCCUCAUGUAAGUCAAAUGUCAAUAGGUUCUAAUCUGAUCAGAAAUUUUUUUUUCAAUGGAAGAUUCAAUAUCAGUGUAUUUUAUGCUUACUAAAAACAAUCUUUUAUAUUUUCUAUAGUUCCAAAGCAAGAACUUACUUCACAGCUGACUUUAAGUGUCAGCUUUAAUUGGGCAACUAAUUAUACUAUUAUAUUAGUUGUAAAUAACAGAAAGUUAUUUGUUAUUAUUAAAAUCAUCCAUAACUUUCAUAGACUUUGGAAGGUUUAGAGUUUAACAUAUAAAUUGUAAGACACCUGUCAAUUUUUCGCCUUGACAGAAUUAAAAAGCAAGAUAUAGGUAUGCUGUUUCUGGCGUCUCAUUUCCAUGGAUAUUAUUUUGCCCCACCCACUCAGUCAUGGUCUAUUGACUUUGAAAUUUUUGCUUAGUUUACAUGUAUUAGUUUGUGAUUAGAGUCAGUUUAUGGGGAACCAAUAUAUGUAAUGAUACUUGGUAUGUAGUUGUAUUAGCAUUGGCACAUCUCAUUUCCAUACCCAUUAUUUGUACCCUCCCCCUCAGUCAUGGUCUGUUGACUUUACAUAUACUUACAUGUUAAAGUAGUGCUAUUUUAAUUUCAACAUUUGCAUUUAACUAUCAAAAUAACAUAAAGGCAAGGCAUAUCUUUGUGUUAAAAGUUCAUUAAAAAACUGUAUGUUGCCUUCUAGAUAUAAUUGGUUAUUGCAGAGACAUGCCUUUUUUGUAGGUGUGAAAUUUUAUCAAAAUAUAUAUAUGCUUAAUGAAUCUUGACAGUUGAACAGAAAUAUCAUUCUUUCACUCAUGCAUGUUACUAUGCAUUCACAAGUCAGGAGCAUCUGGCCUUUGUUAGUCUUGUAUGUUUUUAAAUUUUAGUUCAUUUAAAUUUAUAUGUUUUGGAGUUUAGGGUGACGUCCAUUUUCACUGAACUAGUACGCAAUUUUAUUUAGGGGCCAGCUGUGGACCACCUCCGGGUGCGGGAUUUUCUCGGCUGUUGUGUGCUCUUUGGCUGGGUUGUUGUCUCUUUGACAUAUUUCCCAUUUCCAUUCUCAAUUUUAUUCACAAAUUUGUAUAUAUUUCAAUUUUGUUAUUUACAUUGUUAAAUUGAAAAACAUGUAAUAUUUUGUUAUAUUUGUUAUAUAGAUAUGUAUAGAUGAUUAUGUAAAUAGAAAGAGAUAUAAACUGAGCAGCACAGAAAAGCUCUGCAUAUUUUUGAAUUAAUCAGUUUUAUUAACUCUGAUCAUUAAAUGUGUAUGUAGGAAGAAAAAAAACACAUUGGAAAUCAGUAUUAGACUGAAGGAUAGAAAUACAUUUUAGAUUUGGCAACUAUAUUCUAGUGUUAUUUUCAUUAACAAAUAUACCAAACUGGAAGAUAAAUUAAAAAAGGGGGAAGUCCAUAAAACAUGACAAAAUCAAAUGUAAGACUAUAUCAACCAGGGGAACAAAUGGAAAACAACCGUCAUAACUGUCAUAUUCCUGACUUGGUACAGUCAUAAGAGAUGGUCUGUUUAGGGUUUACAGAAUAGAGAAUCAUGGGCAUAUAGUGCAGAAUAACGGGUAAAAAAUAUAAAGAAUAGAGAAAAAUAGGCCAAAAAAAUAAAGAAGAGAUUAAAGGGUUGCUUAAAUACAAAGAAUAGAAAAUAAUGGGUGAAAAAAAAAAAUAAGAAGAGACAAAAUGGCCUAAAAAGUUAAAGAAUACAGAAAUGAAGGACCCACCUGAUUAUUGUGGGUAAUUGAUGAUUUAAGAAUGAUGAUUAUCAGUAUAUAACAGUCCAUUUGCCAAUUACCGAUUUGGUUCUGUUAUUACACACUUUUUAAACAAAUCACUUCCCUUUGUCAAUCGUAGACUGGUUCUAUACCAGACAAAAUUGUCUUUUGCCCCCCACACAAAGCAUAAUAAGUUGAAAGAGAUAUAUCUUAUUUUUUACACAUUUUUAGUGAAAAAUAAGUUCUGUUAUCAAAAGUAUUUAACAACAAAUUAAAUGUAAUUAAAAGAUUUGAAAAACUUAAAGGUUACACACAUUAUGCACAGAUAAAUUUGCACUUUCCCGCUAGCUCUACAUUGUCAAUAAAAAUUUAUGUCCCUCCUAAGGGAGUCAACUAAAAAAAGGGAUCUCUAAUUACAGGGUCAAUUACGGGAAUUGGCAAACAGACUAUUCUGAUGUAUUUUAAAGUGAAGAUGAAUGUAUGUUUGUUUCCUGAUUUUUUUUGACUGGAUAUUUUUGAAUAUACAAUGUACUGUUAAUUUAGGAUAUGUUUUGAUUGUUAACAUUGCUUUUGACUUAAAGUAAAAUUUUGAAU
Messenger RNA from Mytilus californianus (California mussel), 7840 nucleotides. Its product is annotated as zinc finger protein 845-like. The transcript is spliced from 7 exons. The record is from RefSeq and is a predicted model, not a curated record. NCBI's taxonomy places the organism in Eukaryota, Metazoa, Mollusca, Bivalvia, Mytilida, Mytilidae. Gene Ontology annotation, biological process: regulation of transcription by RNA polymerase II. Gene Ontology annotation, molecular function: RNA polymerase II transcription regulatory region sequence-specific DNA binding; DNA-binding transcription factor activity, RNA polymerase II-specific. The coding region runs from base 124 to 3810 and encodes 1228 amino acids. Gene Ontology annotation, cellular component: nucleus.